Lineus longissimus is the source of this 564-nucleotide messenger RNA. Its product is annotated as putative nuclease HARBI1. Lineage: Eukaryota; Metazoa; Nemertea; Pilidiophora; Heteronemertea; Lineidae. Bases 1 to 564 code for a protein of 187 amino acids. The record is from RefSeq and is a predicted model, not a curated record. The transcript has 2 exons.
AUGCCGAAUGUCGUCACGCCGGGAGACAUUGCAAAAUGCCGACCCGCUGGAGCGGGCAGCAUUUCGAAUACGACACGGCCACGUGACGUGUAUCAGCCAAUCAUGUUCACGGAAUCUCACAUGAGGUUUGAAAACGAGGAGAUAAAUGGAAGACUUCUUGGUGACAGUGGUUACGCAAAUGAACCAUAUUUACUCACACCAUUAUUAAACCCAGCAACUAGAGCCGAACGAAGGUACAACCAAGCUCAUGUCCGCACACGAUCGGUAGUCGAGCGAUUGUUCGGGAUAUGGAAACGACGCUUCCCGUGUUUGAAGCAUGGAAUUCGUACGAAACUCCAAGCUGCUCUACAGGUUAUCCUCGCUACAGCUGUCUUAAAUGAAAUAGCCCGCCUCCUAAAUGAACCUGAUGUUUAUCAAGAUGAUGAUGGUGAAGAUGAUGAUGAUGAUGAUGAUAAUGAUGAUAAUGAUGAUGAUGACGUCGACGUCCCGGGCGAGAGAAACCGACGAUAUAGACAAGGCCAUGCUGUUCGAAGAAGUAUUAUUGAGAACCACUUCACAAAUUAG